ACCAAGACUGUGGAAGAGGCAAUGGCGGCGCCCAUGCUCCGCUUGUGCUGUCCUGGAAGGCGUUGGGCUUUAGCCUGCAUUGACGGUUGUUCUCGCCACAGAAGAGGGGCUCCGAAUGGGUGCACGUCCAGCAGGAAAAGGGGACAGAGCUCAGUGGCUCAGCAGCCGUUCAUCACGGCCCAGAAGUCGAGGAAAGGUGAACACGAGUGGGCAGCUGUGGUAGGUUUGGAAAUUCAUGCCCAGAUUUCCUCCAAGUCUAAACUCUUCUCUGGAUCUCAAGUCCAUUUUGCAGCACCUCCAAAUUCUUUGGUAUCUUUUUUUGAUGCAUCUCUGCCUGGAACUUUGCCGGUUCUCAACAGGAGGUGCGUAGAAGCGGCGGUGAUGACAGGCCUGGCGCUGAACUGCCGCAUAAACAAGAAGUCCUUGUUUGACAGGAAGCACUACUUCUAUGCAGACCUCCCUGCAGGCUACCAAAUUACCCAGCAAAGGCUCCCAAUCGCUGUGAAUGGGAGCCUGAUGUACAGCUUCUGUGCAGGCAAGAACCGGAGUCAGGUGAUCAACAAGACAGCGAGGGUCAAGCAGAUCCAGCUGGAGCAAGACAGUGGCAAAAGCCUCCACGAUGACCUGCGCUCUCAGACGCUCAUUGAUUUGAACAGGGCGGGAGUUGGCCUGCUGGAAGUGGUCCUGGAGCCCGAUAUGUCCUGUGGAGAAGAGGCGGCAACAGCAGUCAGGGAGCUGCAGCUGAUACUUCAAGCCCUGGGGACCAGCCAGGCAAAUAUGGCAGAGGGCCAGUUGAGAGUGGAUGCCAAUAUAUCUGUGCAUCAUCCUGGAGAGCCUUUGGGCGUUCGAACUGAAGUGAAGAAUCUCAACAGUGCCAGGUUCUUGGCCAAAGCAAUAGACUAUGAAAUUCAGAGACAAAUCAAUGAACUUGAGAAUGGAGGUGAAAUUCUAAAUGAAACUCGCUCAUUUGAUUCCAAGCUGGGGUGCACCAUACCGAUGAGAGACAAAGAAGGAAAACAAGACUACAGGUUUAUGCCCGAACCCAACCUCCCUCCCCUGCUGCUCUACGACACUGAGUCUCUGCCCGCCGGCGCAGACCCGCAGCAAGUGAUCGAUAUUGACCGGAUUCGGGAGCAGCUGCCCGAGCUCCCCAGCGUGACCCGGGAAAAGCUUGUCCAACAGUAUGGGAUGCUGCCGGAACACAGCUUCACCUUACUGAAUGAAGUUGGCCUACUGGAGUUCUUCCAAAAUGUGAUGAAAGAAACUAGGGCAGAGCCAAAAAAAGUGACUAGUUGGGUCCUCAACACUCUUCUGGGUUUUUUAAAGCAACAGAACCUUGCUGUCAGUGAGAGUCCUGUCACCCCUUCUGCACUGGCGGAGCUGCUCAACCUGCUGGACAGGAAAGCAAUUUCUUCAUCAGCAGCUAAACAGGUGUUCGAGGAACUGUGGAGGAAUGAAGGGAAGACCCCAGCACAGAUUGUUUCAGAAAAGAAGCUGGAACUGAUGCAGGAUCAAGAGGCACUGGAACAGCUCUGCCACGCCGUGAUGGAGGGACAUCCUCAAGUGGUAAUGGAUGUGAAGAAGGGAAACCCCAGAGCUAUAAAUAAACUGAUUGGGUUGGUCCGAAAAGCGACUCUCAGCCGAGCAGACCCGACCGUGAUAAAGGAGAUACUGGAGAAGAAGCUGGCCUCGUGACAUG
Messenger RNA from Equus quagga, 1699 nucleotides. It is a transcript of the gene GATB, whose product is annotated as glutamyl-tRNA amidotransferase subunit B. The transcript is spliced from 13 exons. Gene Ontology annotation, molecular function: glutaminyl-tRNA synthase (glutamine-hydrolyzing) activity. The record is from RefSeq and is a predicted model, not a curated record. Lineage: Eukaryota; Metazoa; Chordata; Mammalia; Perissodactyla; Equidae. The coding region runs from base 22 to 1695 and encodes 557 amino acids. Gene Ontology annotation, biological process: glutaminyl-tRNAGln biosynthesis via transamidation; mitochondrial translation.